ACACAUGUUACAUUUGAACUAAGUGCUGUUAGUUUUGGACAUUUACCUUUUACAUUUUAUAUACUUUAUUAGUGUGUAUGUUUUUACGUGUUGCUGAACUGGGUACUUCGUAUGUGUUUCUAUACUUACAGAUGUUCAUCUUACCUGGACUUCUCGGCCUCGUCACUUGGGCGACAAUUGUGACAGGUCAGUAUAGCAAUGUGACCAGUCUAGAGAAAGAAUUUUGGGCAUGGAGAAUGAAAGACUCACCCGUGUACGCAACCUACUUAGGAUAUUACGCCUACAACGACCGACUACGAUCAUAUAAUAUGUCGAUUUUCGACACCAGGAAGAGUGAGAUUGAAGAACUUAACAAAAGAUUGCAAGCGGUGUCAACCACAGGUUUUACUGCUACACAAAAGGCUGAUUAUGCCAUCCUCUCGGACACAUUAACAGCAUAUCUAGAGGGACACCAAUGGGCAUUGUACAGUUCUAUCAACCCGUUAAAUUUCUUAGGAGGGAUACAUAUCUACUUCCCGGAGUCAAUGGCAUCGACCAGUACAAGAGGUGACUUUGAGAAUUACAUCGUACGACUACAAGGAAUCCCAAAUCUGAUCCAAGAGGUUAUUGAUACCAUGGCAAAAUCAAUUGAACUGAACAGGACGCUACACCGACAUUCCAUUGAGCCAGUACCAGAUCAAAUCGCACGGAUUCUUGUCAACGUAACAGAAGACUCAUACUUCUAUCGCCCUUUCAAAGGGAAGCUUAACGAUACGGAAUACAUCUCAGCCGAGGAUAAACUGGACUUACAAGCGAGAGCUUCUUCUGCUGUCCAGUCGGUCAUUCACGCCUAUAGUGAUCUAAAGGAUUAUUUUGAAAAUGUCUACAUGGCACACACCAGACCCGGUACAGGAGUCAACACUCUAGCCAACGGGGAGGAAUUCUAUAGGGCCUGUCUUAAGUGGCAUCUGUCGGUGGACAUGUCACCAGAGGAAGUCCAUAAUCUGGGCCUGCAGGAGGUCGAGAGGAUCUACCAAAACAUGUUAAAGGUGAUGAAAAGACAGCAGUUCGACGGAACCGUUAAGGAAUACUUCGCCGCUCUGAAUAACGACUCUAGAUUCGUAUGGGAUGAUGCGGACCGAAUUAUCAAGGAGUAUGAACACAUUAUCCACGAGAGGAUUGCCCCAAAACUGCCGCUAUACUUCAAGGAUAUUCCAGAUAUACCUAUUGUGGUAAAGAGGAUGUCACAUGACGGUCCAGGAGGAUCAUACGGUUCUGCUACAGAGGAAAAUCCUGGGGUCUUCUACGUUAACUUGUUCCGGCCAAGAGAAAACCCUACGUACGACUUCAUGAACCUGGCUUUACACGAGGCAAGCCCCGGGCACCAUCUGCAGCAUAUCGUUGGUCUUAAAGCUGAGUUGCCUGACUUCCGCAGUCAACCAGAAUAUUCCUAUUAUGAUGUUCCCUUCUAUUUCCCUUUUUAUACUGCUUAUGUUGAGGGAUGGGCCUUGUAUGCCGAAUAUCUCGGUGAGGAGAUGGGACUUUAUAAAGACGACUAUGAGUUGAUGGGUCGGUAUAGUGGUGAAAUGUUACGAGCCUGUCGUUUGGUGGUGGAUACGGGCCUCCAUCACUUCAAUUGGGAACAACAAAGAGCUAUUGAGUACAUGUUAAAUUACACCGCCUUUUCAACUGAAGCAAUAACUAUAGAGGUUAACCGGUACAUCACCUGGCCCGGACAGGCAUGUGGAUACAAGGUCGGAGAGAUUCGCAUACGAGAGCUGCGAACCAAGGCGGAAACGGAACUAGGUUCUUUGUUCGACAUCCGUGACUUCCACUCAGUAAUUCUGACGAAUGGUGCUAUGCCACUAAAUGUAUUGGAAACGACCGUCAAUGAUUGGAUCGCGAAAACAAAGUACACCGGUCAAACAACAUCAGCCGCCGCCUUCGUUCUACCAAGGGAGAUCAUCCAAAUUUUUGGUUUACUCACUUUUGUUGUAUUACGAAUUAUAUUCGUUUAAAAUGGUGAUAACGUUAAGAGGGAAAUGUCACCAGAUUGUGAUUAAGCUCAGACAUGUUAAUAUUAAAUCUUCACCAUUGUUUCGUGUGAUUAAGCUCAGAAAUAUUUGUAUUAAAUCUAUACCAAUUUUUUUCGAAGUUAUUUAUAAAGAUAUCUUUUGUAUUUUCACUUAAUCGUUGUAAAAUUUUGUCAAAAUAAGAGGAAUACAAAAUCAAAGUUAAUAUUGAAAAAUGUUUAAAAAAAAAUAGAGUCUAUUUCUGUUUCAGUCCAACCAAACAAGUUGGAUUGGUGUGAUUUAUGCACUACUCCGGCAUGUAGGCAUGAAUGUUUGAGUCACGGGCGGGAUUGUCAUAUGAGAUCAUUAUAGAAAUAAUUGGACAGAAUGAUAUAAAUCACUGCCUUGUCUGUAUUGUAUGCACUGCACAUAUGUUAUCAGACAUUUGUAUGUCGCUGUGAUUAGGCAACACUUGUUAAAGCAUUGAGUGGGAUUUUCGGCAAUCUCACACCUUGUAUUUUUAUCUAAUCUCCGAGUCAGGGAACGAUUGUAUAUAUUCCCUCGUACACCGUACAAUCGGUAUUUCAAUAGAACAUCAAAACAAUAUGUGUACGAUAUACUUUUGAGAAGAAAACCGGUCUGGUGAUAUUUAUAUCCAUUAUUAUUUUUUGUCUUGUAAAUAAUUAUUCUUGUUUUAAAUUCUAUAUCUUUAUAUCUAAUUAGGAACACAAGAAAUAUAUUUUCGUCGUAAUCAGUUGGCGGGAUUGCUGGGAAAUAUAUAUAUGUUCAUCAGGUUUUUUGAUAUGUUAACAUGCUAACGUCUUCAAACGGCGGCCAAGACUUCGCCACCAAAAGAAAGGCACGCUGCAUAGUAAUUUCCGAAGAUAUAAACAUCAGAUAUGUCACAUAAAGAAGUGGCUUUAUUGAUAACUGUGAGUCACAAUUUGCAUUUACAUCAUCAUGAUGCAAGAUGAUAGCAUGCGGUUGAAUUUUCUCAGUUCAAAACCCGUUGAUUUCAUAAUUUUGCUCUAAUUACUCUUUGAUUAAACAACUGAAGUUUCUUUAAAGACUUUGCAUCGCUUAUCUAACUCAUUAUUCAUUUAGUUUGAUUUGUACAUAAUUACCUUAGCUGUAGGUAGAACAUUAAACAAUACAAAACUAACCUGUACCAAUACGUUUUCAAACGGUAUUUAUGCAAAGGUACUCAAUUAUUACAAUCAGUGUCUGUGUACAGUCAUUGUCUUUGAAAAUAUUAGUCAGAUGUAAACAGAAACUGUUCUUAUAAUACAUUGUGCAAAUUUCCAAAUAAUGUCCAUAAAUGUAGGUAUGGAUAAGCCAAAAGGCAAAUGUGAAUUAUUAAACAACAACAACAACAACAAAAACUAAAAAAUAUUUAAACAUACCGACAUGAAAAGGACACCAUAAUUUCUUAAGUCAUGUCAAUUGCGUUAAAACAAAAUAUAGAUAAACACGGCGAUCAUUGUGAAGCGGAAAACAUAACCCAGGCGUCCCGGAAGCGUACGUGUUUCGACGACGACACCAGAAAACACUUUCGUGCUUGUCUGGCUAGCCUCAAAUUUGAACAUGUGCAACUAAGGAACAUAACAUAUACAUGUAGAUGGAAUUUGAAAAUCGGUGGAAUUGCUUUCUGAAAAAUAUCGACAAACUUGAUCUUUACUGCUAUUACCGAAGCUGGAUAAAAACAUGUUUCAUUUUGUGAAAACCUGAUGAUCAAUACGGUCCGAUAGCAACUCAAUCUGAUUAAAAUCAAAUCUUUAUCUGCGCUCCCGUUCCGUAAAUAACACUACGCUUGACAAGUGUAGUUUACGGAACUUGAAAGCGGGGUGUAGUUUACGUACGGGAGUGCAGAUAAAAACAUGAUUUUAAUCAGAUGGAUAACAACUUAAUGUCAACUUUAACUCAGAUAUUUGAGGGUUUUGACCGUCUGGUUAGUAAACAAAUUGCACACACUAUUUACUCAUGUUAUAGUGGCCAUACACGAAGAUGCUCUAAAAUCAUCAUUUGUCUUUUGGACCUUAGAUUAAGUAGCUCUUGGCAUCGAUAUAGCAACCUAAUUACCAGCGAAGCAGAACGAAUAUUGAAAUAUAUCGAUCCCGAAACUUUUAUUUUUAAAAAUGUGGAUUUCUUAAUAUAUGUAUAUAAUAACGCACAAAAGCCAACGGAAGGCAAUUUCUGACUCACGCCUUGAGAGUACCUCGAUCUAUCAAGUGUGUAUGGUCACUUCUAUAAGGCCUCCUUGUAGUAAUGAAAUAGUUGGAAUUGAAAGCAGCUUGGCCCGCAGGGACACCUUAGCAAUAGCAUAACGACUUUCUAUAUCAUCACAGUUUUGGGAGAACAAUUAUGUAAUCGUGUGAUACAUAAAAUUUAACACAUACCUGUAUAGAAAUAUCAUUAAAAGUGCCUAA
This is a messenger RNA of Pecten maximus, 4417 nucleotides long. RefSeq lists its product as uncharacterized. Bases 78 to 1997 code for a protein of 639 amino acids. The transcript is spliced from 17 exons. The record is from RefSeq and is a predicted model, not a curated record. Lineage: Eukaryota; Metazoa; Mollusca; Bivalvia; Pectinida; Pectinidae.